AGGACUUAAUCGGCCCUGGAUGUUUGCAGAACUUUACAGCCAGUCUCCACCACCAGGGAGCUCACUUCUUUUCAGCUUUUCUGAGUCACAAAGUCCACUAUCAUCAUGUCUGACACAGAGGAUGUUGAGCAGCAGGAAGUCGGCGAUGAAGAAUUAACUGAGGAGGUAGUAGAUGUAGAGGUGGCUCCUGAGGCAGCCCCAGAACCCGAGCCUGAGCCUGAGGCUGAGCCUGAGCCUGAACCUGAGCCAGAGCCAGAGCCAGAACCAGAGCCAGUAGCCCAAGAGCCUGAGCCUGAACCUGAGCCAGAAGCUGAGGCUGUGGUAGAAGAAGGCUUUGAAGAGGAAGACGAGAAGCCCAAGUUCAAGCCAUCUGCACCCAGGAUUCCUGAGGGUGACAAAGUGGACUUUGAUGACAUCCAGAAGAAGCGUCAGAACAAGGAUCUUGUGGAGCUGCAAGCUCUGAUCGAUGCCCACUUCGAGCAUAGAAAGAAGGAGGAGGAGGAACUCAUUGCUCUUAAAGAGAGAAUUGAGAAGCGCAGAUCUGAAAGGUCAGAGCAGCAGAGGAUCAUGGCUGAGCAGGAGAAGGAGCGCCAUGCAAGGCGUGAGGAAGAAAGGCUGAAAAGAGAAGAGGCUGAUGCCAAGAAGAAGGCUGAUGAGGACGCUAAGAAGAAGUCUGCCCUUUCCAGCAUGGGCUCCCAGUUUAGCAGCUACCUGCAGAAGGCUGACUCCAAGAGAGGUGGCAAGAAACAGACAGAGAGAGAAAAGAAGAGGAAGAUACUGGCCGAGAGGCGCAAGGCACUCAACAUUGACCACCUCAAUGAGGACAAGCUGAAAGAGAAGGCCAAGGAGCUGCAUGAAUGGAUGAAGACCUUGGAGUCUGAGAAGUUUGAACAUAUGGAGAGACUGAAGAAACAGAAAUAUGAGGUUACAACACUGCGUAAGAGAGUGGAGGAACUGAGUAAAUUUAGCAAGAAGGGAGCUGCCACUCGCCGCAGGAAGUAAGUGGACAGUUUCACAAUCCUUAGCAAGCACAUGGCUGAUGGACAGAUGGAGACUGUGCAGUCCACUAAAGAUUGACCAUCCACCAGCUACAGUGACAAUGCUAUCUGUAGUUUUAGUAGUCACAGGUCUACUACGUAGCUACUCUGCAGGACUCUGUAAUAAUAGCUGUUCAAUACUCACACUUCCUUGUCUUGAACCGCUGUUUGGUUCUCAAUUUUUUCAUGUAAAUAAAGUGUUACUCUAAAGCCACCAUCA
Molecule: messenger RNA, 1257 nt
Organism: Silurus meridionalis
Lineage: Eukaryota; Metazoa; Chordata; Actinopteri; Siluriformes; Siluridae
Gene: tnnt3a
Product: troponin T type 3a (skeletal, fast)
Exons: 15
Coding region: 106-1002 (298 amino acids)
Biological process (GO): muscle contraction; regulation of muscle contraction; sarcomere organization
Cellular component (GO): troponin complex
Molecular function (GO): troponin I binding; tropomyosin binding; troponin C binding
Source: RefSeq, a predicted model, not a curated record